This is a messenger RNA of Biomphalaria glabrata, 1986 nucleotides long. RefSeq lists its product as uncharacterized. The record is from RefSeq and is a predicted model, not a curated record. NCBI's taxonomy places the organism in Eukaryota, Metazoa, Mollusca, Gastropoda, Planorbidae. The transcript is spliced from 2 exons. Gene Ontology annotation, molecular function: zinc ion binding; ubiquitin-protein transferase activity. Gene Ontology annotation, biological process: protein ubiquitination. Bases 121 to 1842 code for a protein of 573 amino acids.
UGAAAGGGCAAUGUCUUGUUUAGACAGAGGUAAAGAUGGCAUUUAGCUUGACUUGACAGCUUGCGACACACAACGGCGUGGUUUGUCAUGAGCCGCUUGUCUAUACGCUAAGUCUUCCCAAUGAGUGCAUCACCGAAGACAUCUCCAGCGUCUGAAGUCAAAGCUGAACAAGCAUGUAAAGAAGCCUCAAACCAACUCACUGGGCCUGCUCCUAGCAACACAUUUCUUUGCCAAAACACUUUGGAAGGAAGUCAGUACAUCAACAUCAAAUCUCUGUCAGCGUCAUCUCGCUCCAAGACUGAGUUGCAACGAGGAGAACACUCUGAGCAUGUUCCUUGCGGACGAUCUUCAUGUCCGGCCACUAAACAGCAAGACUCUUCACUAGCCAAUAACAUCGAGCUAUUCCUUACAAAACGAAGGGAGCUUUUAUGCCUAUCAGAUAGUAACGUCAGCAAAUCAAGGCGCAAACACUUGGACCGGCAGAAACAGUGUGAGAGCAGCUGGCACAGCCAUUCCUCUGGAGAAGGAGAGACCAGAAAACAACUAGCCCGCAAUGCGGAAACAGGAUGUGAAGAUCCGUUCAUUUCUAACAGUGACAAAGGAAUAAAGCAGGUUCCUGAGGUAACAUUGCAGGAGGCGAAACGAAAAGGAGAUUCCAUUUCUGGUAACGUCACUGCUUUCUUGCCUGGACGCUCGUGCAGCUCUCCUGCCAGGUUUCUUGAGUGCUGCCUAGCAGCAGAGAGUGGGGCUAAAGAUUUGUUUAACAUCCAGUACUUAAAAGGAGACACGGCAAUGGCUGUCAAUAAACACGGCGAUGGAAUACUAGAUGAUGACCAAUGCAACUCUUUGGAAAAGAGAGGUCACUCACCGCAGUCAUGUCCGGAAACUUCUGAAGCUCCCCUCAUGUGCAAAGGGGCUUGUUCUAAUUGCUGUAACGUAAAGUGGGUCUCGGAAGGAUCCUUGAAAACGAAGAAGAAAAACGCAUGUGGAGAUGUGAGAACAUCCGACAGCGGGAUUCACAAUGAAGUCGACUGUUGCCGAAUAUGUCAAGAAGACGGCACAUACGAAAAGCUAAUCUCUCCAUGUUACUGCUCUGGAACUGUGGGCUUCAUGCACAUGUCCUGUCUGGAGACUUGGCUCGGCCUGAACGGCAGAACCGCAUGCGAGCUUUGUCUUUUUCCAUUUCCUGUGGUGAAAAUCCAUCCGAAUAUCUGGCAAUUCUUCAGCCGCCCACUGGCAAAUAUGGACUUUGCUAGCCUCCUGUGUGAUGUGGCAUGUUUCUGUGUACUGACACCGCUGCUCAUCGCCAGUACCUACCUUUGCAGCAUAGGAGUGAGCCACUAUGAAGAGGUCGGCAAGACGGGAUCAGUGUUCGCCAUCGUGACCCUCAUGGUUUCGUUGAUAGCAGUUUACAUCUCAUGGGCGGUCCUGGCCAUUCUGUACCAUCGUCGUGUGUUUCUCACGUGGAGAGAGAAAACGGCCCGUAUUCAAAUGUGGACCGACAAAACUUCGCCUGGCCUCAGCCCAAAGAAAAUUCCGGAAGAUCACAAUGUCACGGACGACGCUACCAAUUCUGGAAACACUCCUCUCACUAGUAGAAGACAGUCUGGGAUGUCUCUGUUUCUGAAACCCAUGCUGUGGUACUCCUACAGAUUCAGGUCUCAGAAGUCCGAGCCGAGCUUGCCAUUUGUCCACGGUGUGAACUUCAAUUCUAACCGCAGGGAGCAGCUCAAGUUUAAGAAAAUCCAGGCACGAAGGGCUGAAGUCGCCCAGAGAAUCAAAGCCAAUAAAUUAGCCUUAAUGUCAAAGUUCAGCAGUUCAAUUGCAAACAGCGAUGUCUAGAACUCUGACGCCACGUUGUUUUUAGAACUAUUGUACAGAAAUGGUUCUGGGUAAUUAUGUAUAAAAUAGAAACAUCUAAUGUUUUGCAAUCGGCACAACCUACAAUUUUCAAAAAGAACAAACGAAUAAAAUUCUGUAACUUUG